Messenger RNA from Darwinula stevensoni, 2166 nucleotides. The record is from the annotation of a GenBank genome assembly. Lineage: Eukaryota; Metazoa; Arthropoda; Ostracoda; Podocopida; Darwinulidae.
AUGCAGAACUGUUUGUGCGAUGAUCUCAAGGAAGUGGCUUCUCCAACGUCUUGCAGCCCUCGAGUCGAAUUUGACAUCCGAGACCAUCUCCAGGUAUGCAUGGGAGAUGAAACUACACUCCAAUUCAGGAAAGCUGAAGAUGAGUACCUUAGGAAGUUCUACAAAGAGGCUGGGAAAAUUCAUUAUUCUCUCCCAUCGGGUUAUAAUCUCAAAUACAAAGACCUCAAAUACCUGCUCACAGAGUCACAGAAAGACCUUGAUAAUGGUGAAGGGGCUCAUGUAGAACUUUCAAAGCAAACACCUGAUCAUGCAGCUAAGGCAUUAGUAUUCCAUCGAAUGAAAGAUAUAUGUGGUUGCGCUCCAUCUUUGGUGAUAGCUGACUUCAAAUUUUGUGAGACAUUCAACAUCGAUGAAACCUAUCAUCGGGCACUUGAUAAGAGAGAGAAUGAAUCGCUCAGCAAAGAACGCCCCUUUCCGACGUUGAAGAAUGGUUCUCACUGCACUUUCUUAUCUUACCCCACCAGGGACAGAGUUUACAAUAUUUUCUUUCAGGUAGUAGAAAAGUGCUUGGAACGACAUCAUCCAGAAACAGUUAGAGAAAGUAUUGACUCGGCUGUCAGCCAAUGUCGUAGGGAUGAAGAAGUGUUCAAAACAAUGUGUGGGCCUUUCCUGGACUCAGUCGCAAUAGUGGCUGCCUUUCCAUCUUUACCCUUCAUGGAAAGAGGAGAUUUGAGUGAAUUCCUUAAUUGUGGCGCGUGUCCGCGGAAGAUAAUGACAAGAGAUGAUCUCCACACGCCAGACACUCUCAGAGAUUUCCUCAAAAGGAAUGGGGUGACUGAACUGCCUGCAAGAAGUGAAACGUUUUCUCCAACAGAUAAUUUGUUCUAUAAAAUCUUUUCCCUGUACGUCUGUGCUUCAUCUUCUGUUCGCAUGCCACGGACGGAAUUGGAGCACACAAUGAAAGCUGACGCCCACCUGAGUGAGACAUUAUUCAUUUUGACUCCAGAUCAAAAAGAACUCAUAGAGGACAACUAUGAGAAUGAGGAAAAGCCUUCAUGGCUUCUCCCCAUUACUGGGGGGUCAGGUACUGGAAAGACCCUUGUUCUGAAAGAGAGAGCGAAGAGACUUGCGAAGAAAGACCCUAAAGAAGAAGUAAUAAUAAUAAAUCUUCCAGGUGGACUCCUCACAGAAGACUUCCGGCGUGACCUUCGAGGACUGGAUAAUGUUCGCAUAUGGGAUGGAAAGGAGAAGGGGAUAUUAGAAAGCCUUGAGGACAUCGUGCACUUCCUUCUGAAGCAAGAAAGAGGAAAGCAUGUGUUGCUUGACGAAGUUCCUCUCACUUUAGGGAUCAAAGAUCGGUUAGAUGAAGCAAGUCUGUCCGCGCACUGGGCUAAGAUCGAGAAGCUAAAAGGUCAUAUUAAAAGUCUUACCCUUGCAUUCCGUCCGAAUGAUGCGAGGAACACUGAGGAAGAGAUUGAACGGUGGACCAAGGUCCUAGAUUAUUUAAAAGAUACUGACCAAAAGCUUACCCUCACCAUCGCCUUCCAGUCCCACUCAAGAGGCGGUCGAGGGAUAUCCCUGGAGGAAUUGGGAUCAUUUUUCGAGAGACAUGGAGUCCAAGUAGUGAAACUCCCGGAAUGUAGCCCCCAUUCAAAAUGCUCCAGCAACUCGCUUAUCUCUCAUAUCUGUAGCAAUGAGACUCACACACCAUUGCGACUGGAUGCCAAAUGCCUCCCCACAGCGUCCCGUCCAGGGGCUUACGUUCAUGGCGCAUUCAUAUGCUUCCGAUUCGCCAUGGAACAAGACAUUGGAGUAAAUCCCAUCCACGUGCUGGCGUCAGAUGAGAAGCUGCUUCUCUUUCUGGAGUCAUUAAACGAAAAAAAUGCAAAGAAACUUAUGGUUAUUCACCCCAAAGACUUUCGUGGGUGUGAGUCUAGUGUUUCUAUAACAGUAAACGUGGAAGAUUCCUGGCUUCUGGAGAGCAUGUCCAGAGCUCGGACGAUGCUUUUCAUCAUUGAUUGCUUACCGGAUCAUCAGCAAGUUUGGCGCACAAUGCGAGAGGAGGGACGCAUAGAGGAAGUGGACACAGGUGAUUAUUGGAGCUCCCGUACUAAAUACGGAAGCAUACCCUGCCAAGACCCGCCAACACCUCCUUUGAACCUUUGA